UGAAUAAUCUUUGGCUGUAUGUAACUGCUUUCUUGAAAGAUUCUGGUUGAAACCGCCACAGCUAACAUAUCGAGAGAGAUCUUCAUCUGACACAGCUUUCUUUAGUUGUAGCCACAGUUGUAAGAAAUUACUUCAAAGGGGGCAAGAGGUGCCCGUUCAAUCUGCUAUCUUCUAAUGCUACUAAAUCAGCAGUGGGUGGGAUAAGAAUGCCUAGAAACCAGGUUCUGCCUCUGAUGGUUGCAGAUUCAUAACAAAAUCCUUAAUCCAAAUUCUUGUCAUGUUCAAUCCCACAGAGAUCCAACUUUUGGUCAUCAAGUGUGAAAAUAAAAGAAAAGAGAAGGUACAUGUGGAGAAGGUUUGCCAGCCAACUUUGAGGAAAACCAUGUUGACAGAGAGAUAACUCCACCUUCAGGCUUCAAACCAGCUUUGAGCAGAUCAAACUGAGAAGCUCUGAAUGUCAUCAUACUAUCAAAUGCUAACGAACGGCUUCUAGUUAAAGUUGGAUACUUUGAGCUCCUCUGUUACUAGUUUAGGGUUUCUUGGUCGACGUGAUGAGUCAUCCCCGGGAUUCCACCACCGAUGCGGUGAACACCGACGAAACAGAGUCGCCCUGCAAGAAAACUCGUGGGUCUCCCUCUUCCUCCUCCUCCUCCGAGAUCGGGCAACCCUUCUUCAAGACGAAGCUCUGCUGCAACUUCCGCGCAGGAAACUGUCCGUACGUCGCGAGCGUUUGCCGUUUCGCUCACACCGUGGAAGACCUCCGUCGCCCGCCGCCCAUUCGGCAGGAGACCCGCGGGGAGAGUGGAAGACCGUACAAGGGAAGGCAUUGCAACAAGUUUAACAGCGGAGAAGGGUGUCCUUACGGAGAAAGCUGUACGUUUCUACACGACGAGGUUCCAAGAAACAGAGAGGGCUUUGCGAUUAGUUUAGGCCAUCGUGGUGGCUAUGGUGCUGGUGAUGGCGGCAAUGUUGUUGUUGUUGCUCCGUAUUGGAAGACAAGGAUCUGCAACAAGUGGGAGAUUAGUGGGUUUUGUCCUUUCGGUACUAACUGCAAUUUUGCUCAUGGAGCUUCGGAGUUGCAUAGAAUUGGUGGGGGACUUGUGGAAGAAGAAGAAGGUAAGAUCGGAACAUCUUCCACUCUUGACACAAAGAAGACAGGACAAGCUGACAUGAUGACUACUAGCCUUGUUUCUCCUGGAGUCCUGUCUCAACGAGCAUCCAAUGCCGUUACUCAGAAACCCAACGGAGUGAGAGUUCUACGGAAAUGGAAAGGACCGGAUAAAAUCAGCCGGGUUUAUGGUGAUUGGAUCGACGAUGUUGAAUAAAGUCACUGCCUUGUUACAGACUGAUGUAACAAAAGAUCCUUUUAGAGUUAUAACUAACUAUGUGAUGUAUUAGCUUCCUUCUUUUUGUUGUUGUAGAUUGUGACUCAACAAAGACAAAUAGCUUCAUCUUUUUGUUGUUGAAUCAUCUGAUUCAUUCUCUUAUGACAUUCCUAACUCUGAUCUUUGUAGUAAACCAAACCAAUGUUGACUCCAUAUCAUUAUUCUUUUCUC
Raphanus sativus (radish) is the source of this 1556-nucleotide messenger RNA. RefSeq names its product zinc finger CCCH domain-containing protein 12. Lineage: Eukaryota; Viridiplantae; Streptophyta; Magnoliopsida; Brassicales; Brassicaceae. Gene Ontology annotation, molecular function: mRNA binding; metal ion binding. The record is from RefSeq and is a predicted model, not a curated record. The coding region runs from base 552 to 1325 and encodes 257 amino acids. The transcript has 3 exons.